Messenger RNA from Parnassius apollo (apollo), 423 nucleotides. The record is from the annotation of a GenBank genome assembly. NCBI's taxonomy places the organism in Eukaryota, Metazoa, Arthropoda, Insecta, Lepidoptera, Papilionidae.
AUGUGUUUUAGCACAGAUAUUAACUACAAGGCAUGUGAUAUGACCAAAAGUACAGCUAUAAAUAAUAAUAUCUCAGUGGAGACUGUUAAUAUGGAUCUUGCUAGCUCAUUUACUGGAAAUAAAUUUGAUAUUGUUAUAUUUAAUCCACCAUAUGUUGUGACUGAGUCAAAAGAAUGUGGUGGCUGUGACAUAACUGCUAGUUGGGCAGGUGGGGUAAAGGGUCGAGAAAUUACAGAUCGGCUGCUAGAUAUGAUACCAAAGAUACUAGCUGAUGAAGGUACCUUUUACCUCUUAUUAAUUGAAGAAAACAUUCCAAAUGAAGUUAUUACUAUAAUGUUGAAAUACGGUUACAAAUCAGAGAUUGUUAUGAGACGAAGAGUAAGAAAUGAGGAUCAGUUAGUAUUAAAAUUCUAUAAAAAUUAA